This is a messenger RNA of Pocillopora verrucosa, 1351 nucleotides long. RefSeq lists its product as uncharacterized. NCBI's taxonomy places the organism in Eukaryota, Metazoa, Cnidaria, Anthozoa, Scleractinia, Pocilloporidae. The record is from RefSeq and is a predicted model, not a curated record.
AUCAAAUAUUUAAUUACAGUCACUGGUACUGUUGUGGUUGUUUCCGACUGUUUUGGCGCUUUCCAAAACUGUUUAUGCGUUAUUUUACCUUUGGCUACACUUCGAAGUUCACUAUGGCACGGAAACGAGCACUAGCAACCGAGGUCGAGGAAAGCAAGCCGAGUAAAAGACAGAAAACUGCUAGUAAAUCAAAGGGAACUGCAGAACAUGGAGAGGGUUCAUCGAGGAAAAGAAACGUCGAUUCGGUCCCAAAACGAGACAAACAUGGUAAACUAGUAUUCCCUGAUUUUCCAGACUUUAAGCCAAACUUGACUCCCAAAGAAGUUCUUCAGACUGGAAGCUUUGGAGGAACAUACUUCCGACCCAUUUAUUCCAGCGUCACAGGUCAGAAAUAUUCCUCUGAUGUUUACAAAGAAUUUCCUUCUGAAUGGUUUCAAGGACUUAACAUCAAAAGACAGGUGACAUCAUCUGUCUAUCAUAAUGAAGUAAACACAUACAAGGUGAAAUGUGGGGGCAGUUUAGAAAUGUGGGAAUCAUCUGGCUGGAUUAACAAACAAGAUCCAUAUGGCUGGUUUCAGUGGUAUUGUAGAUUUUACCUUGGGCGGCGCACAGAAGAUGAUAGACGACAGGUUGACCGAUGGAAAAACUGUACUGGAGAUAAGGGUCGUUGGCGAAAUAACCUCAUUUCCAAAUGUGUUCGAAGUGGUUGUGCUUAUGAUAACUUUGCUGUGUCACCUGUUGUAAGACAAACUCUUCAACACUGGGCCUAUAAACUGAACAAGGAAGACUUUGAUAAAUAUGCUAAGAAAGUAAAAAUAUAAGAACAAAUCACACAAGUGGGUGUCAACUAUGUUGGCCUUGUCAAUUCUUGUAUGGCACGUGAGAGAGAAGUGUAUAGUUCUUUUAUUGCAGGUUUUUACAAUCAAUAUAAAAUUGGUACAAAUUUUGGAUUAUUGUUUGAGAUUGUACAUACUGUCCCUGGAAAAAAAAGGAAAGAGUCUCAUUUUUAUACAUUCAGUUAUGAGUCACCCCAUUAAGUCAUUCAAAGUCUGACCACAAACUGUCGCCCCUUCCAUUUGCACUUGGUUGAUUUCCUGUAACUCUUGUUUGGCUUGCUCACUGGACAAUGAUUGUAGAGAAUAUAGAAAAGGUCUUUAAACAGACUGCAUGGUCAUGGAAAAGUAACUUUCUUUUCACACUGCUUAGUGUGUGCCCAUGUGCACUACAAUUUUAUUGUAACUUUUACAUUUACUUUUAAAUGAUAAAUAUCCUAUCCUUUCAAUCUUAACAUUGAUUCUCAUUGCUGGAAGCGAACAUUAUCCAAUGCAGUAACCUCAGGACUAUUAUUGCU